Molecule: messenger RNA, 3066 nt
Organism: Lemur catta (Ring-tailed lemur)
Lineage: Eukaryota; Metazoa; Chordata; Mammalia; Primates; Lemuridae
Gene: ALKBH8
Product: alkB homolog 8, tRNA methyltransferase
Exons: 12
Coding region: 581-2575 (664 amino acids)
Biological process (GO): tRNA wobble uridine modification; oxidative demethylation
Cellular component (GO): cytoplasm; nucleus
Molecular function (GO): tRNA binding; S-adenosylmethionine-dependent methyltransferase activity; demethylase activity
Source: RefSeq, a predicted model, not a curated record
ACAUUCAGUUGUCCCCUUCUUGUCUAAUGAUGACUCCCAAAGCUUUCUAACCUCAGUCCCUUUCCUCGGAGCCACUUCAUAUUGUCACUUGUGAGUGUGACAUUGCAACUGUAUAUCUGACUAGUACCUUGAACAUAUUAAUAUUAUAUCCUUAAACUGACUAACUACCUCCCUUCCUGAGCAGCUCUUCCUGACCUUCCUCCUUUCCAGUUUUGAAAUGACAUGACUAGUUCCUCAGUCACUCGGCCUUAUCCUUUUAGUAAAUGAUCUUUGAUUCCUUUUUUCCUCAUGUCUAAGUAGUCACCGAUGCCUAUUGAUUCUACCUGAACUUUGCUUUCACCCUUCCUCUUUCUCCUCUCCCGCUGUUCCCUUUCUUUCUACUCUCCAGCCUACAUCAGACAUUUCUACUUGCCAAGCUGGAUUAUUGCCGGUCUUCUUAACUCUCGUCUCCCUAGUAUGCUGUCCAGCCAGCCUGCCUCACUGGCCUUACCUUCUAUCAUAUGUACCCCAUGUGUUAGGAAGCCGGGCUGCUGAUAUUUCAUUAGACUUGGUAUUUUCCUUCUACACUUAAAGUAUUGCUAUGGACAGCAACCAUCAACAUAAUUACAAACUCAAUAAAACUGAGAAGAAAUUCUUAAGGAAACAGAUUAAAGCCAAGCAUACUUUGCUGAGACAUGAAGGCAUUGAAACAGUAUCCUAUGCCACUCAGAACCUGGUUGUUGCCAAUGGUGGUUUGGGAAAUGGUGUGAGUAGGAAACAACUGCUCCCGGUUUUAGAGAAGUGUGGACUGGUGGAUGCUCUCUUAAUGCCGCCCAACAAGCCCUACUCAUUUGCAAGAUACAAAAAUACAGAAGAAUCCAAGAGAGCUUAUGUUACUCUCAAUGGAAAAGAAAUAGUGGAUGAUUUAGGACAAAAGAUCAUUCUGUAUUUGAAUUUUGUGGAAAAAGCACAAUGGAAAGAGUUGGGGUCUCAAGCCUUACCACCAGGCCUCAUGGUAAUAGAGGAAAUAAUUUCUUCUGAGGAUGAGAAAAUGCUUUUGGAAAGUGUUGAUUGGACAGAAGGUACAGAUAAUCAAAAUUUUCAAAAAUCCUUAAAACACAGAAGAGUAAAGCAUUUUGGUUAUGAAUUCCACUAUGAGAGCAACAAUGUAGAUAAAGAUGAGCCAUUACCUGGAGGUCUUCCUGACAUUUGUAAUAGCAUUUUGGAGAAAUGGGUGAAGGAAGGUUACAUUAAACAUAAACCUGAUCAACUGACCAUAAAUCAGUAUGAACCUGGUCAUGGAAUUCCUGCUCAUAUUGAUACACAUUCUGCUUUUGAGGAUGAGAUCGUUUCUCUCAGUUUGGGGUCAGAGAUUGUCAUGGAUUUUAAGCACCCAGAUGGUGUCACAGUGCCAGUUAUGCUGCCUCGUCGGAGUCUGCUGGUGAUGACAGGAGAAUCUAGAUACCUUUGGACCCAUGGAAUCACACCCAGAAAAUUUGAUACUGUUCAAGCAUCUGAGGAUCACAAAAGUGGAAUUAUCACCAGUGAUGUUGGAGACUUAACUUUAAGCAAGAGGGGAGUACGGACAUCAUUUACAUUUAGGAAAGUGAGGCAAACACCUUGUAACUGUAGUUACCCUUUGGUCUGUGACAGCCAGAGGAAAGAGACUCCUCCCUCAUUUCCAGAGAAUGAUAAGGAGGCCUCACAGCUGGAGCAAGAGCACGUCCACCAAGUUUAUGAGGAGAUUGCCAGGCACUUCAGCAGCACAAGACACAGCCCGUGGCCACGCGUCGUAGAGUUUCUGAAGGCUUUGCCAAGUGGUUCCACAGUGGCUGAUAUUGGAUGUGGGAAUGGAAAGUAUCUUGGCAUCAAUAAGGAGUUAUAUAUGAUUGGUUGUGAUCGUAGCCAAAACCUUGUGGACAUUUGUAGAGAGAAGCACUUUCAGGCCUUUGUCUGUGAUGCCCUGGCAGUACCAGUCCGCAGUGGGUCUUGUGAUGCCUGUAUCUCCAUUGCUGUUAUUCACCAUUUUGCAACAGCAGAACGUAGGGCGGCAGCUCUCCAAGAACUUGUUCGACUCCUGAGACCUGGUGGGAAGGCACUCAUUUACGUCUGGGCAAUGGAACAAGAAUAUAAUAAGCAGAAGUCCAAAUAUCUUAGAGGAAACAGAAUUAGCCAAGGAAAGAAAGAGGAGAUAAACACUGAUACCUCAGUGCAAGGGUUGCAUAUGGACCAAAUGCCUGACAUGGGCAAUCAAGACUUAGCAUCUUCUGUCCCCUCCAUUAAUGACUUUCAGGAGGGAGGAUGUGAUUCAAGGAAAGUUACAAAUUCCAAGCUGCCUAUUCAUACUAACAGGACUGCUUUUCAUUCUCAAGAUGUACUGGUUCCCUGGCACCUUAGGGGAAACCCUGAUAAAGACAAACCUGUUGAGCCAUUUGGUCCAGCAGGAUCCCAUGACCCAAGCCCAGUGUUUCAUCGUUACUACCAUGUGUUCCACGAGGGAGAAUUGGAAGCUGCCUGCCAGACUUUGAGUAAUGUCAGCAUCCUGCAAAGCUACUAUGAUCAGGGAAACUGGUGUGUGAUUCUGCAAAAGAUCUGAUUAUUUACAUGAACAUAUUGUAUAUAAAGAAGAAACAUUCAGCUUUUUUUUUUUAAAGAAAAGGAGACAAUAUUAAUUAUCCUUGUAAUUAAAGAGAAAACUUGUGGGAAAGAACCAAAGGAGAACUCCUGAGAGAAAUUUGGAAGUAGAGAUUUGUUAGGAAACAUUCGAUCUGCUGCUGUCAACUGACCUCAGAGUGUUGGCUCCUCCGACAUUCCUGCUAGGGAUGGUUUCUUUUUCUUUUUUAAAAAAUUUUUUUAGAGACAGAGUCUCGCUGUGUUGUCCAGGCUAGUGUCAAACUCCUGGCCUCAAGCGAUCCUUAGGGAUGGUUUCUAAAAGUGAUUGAUGUAGUUUGUGCGAUGUUUGUGAUACUUAGAUUAGAGUACUACAUUUUGAAGAUAACUUUUUAUUAUAAAAUGUUACUAAAUGUAAUAAAUCAUGCAAGAUUUUAGUGAAGUAAUUAUACAACAGUUUAAUAAAGAAAAUAUCCU